Messenger RNA from Solanum verrucosum, 1641 nucleotides. Its product is annotated as serine carboxypeptidase-like 18. The transcript is spliced from 14 exons. Lineage: Eukaryota; Viridiplantae; Streptophyta; Magnoliopsida; Solanales; Solanaceae. Bases 116 to 1510 code for a protein of 464 amino acids. Gene Ontology annotation, molecular function: acyltransferase activity, transferring groups other than amino-acyl groups; serine-type carboxypeptidase activity. The record is from RefSeq and is a predicted model, not a curated record. Gene Ontology annotation, biological process: proteolysis; secondary metabolic process.
UUUAUCUGGAAGAUGUUUUGUAUGAAGGCAUAUCGGACACGUAACUUUGACAGGUUAAGCCUUUAAAUAUUAAUGCCCCUAUUCGCUUUUCCUCAGUCGUCACCUCAUUUUCUAAAUGGUGCGGGUCACUCUGUUUCUGCUGCUGCUACUUGUAUCCGAUGUAGUCUCCGACCACUUCAUCGUUGAAACUCUUCCUGGAUUUCAUGGAAAACUUCCAUUUACACUCGAAACUGGUUACAUUGGUGUUGGAGAAGAGGAAAAAGUGCAGCUAUUUUAUUUCUUUGUACCAUCUGAGAGAGACCCACUAAAUGACCCUCUCAUGAUUUGGCUCACUGGAGGUCCUGGUUGUUCUGGUCUGUCUUCCUUUGUAUAUGAGAUUGGCCCUUUAACCUUUGAUUAUGCAAAUUCUAAUGGAAAUUUCCCAAAACUGGAGUUGAACUCAUAUUCUUGGACCAAGGUGGCCAACAUAAUAUUUAUAGAUCAACCUGCUGGCACAGGCUACUCAUAUGCAAACACUUCAGAAGCUUACAACUGCAAUGAUACCCUCUCUGUAACUCUAACUUAUGACUUCCUUAGAAAGUGGCUUAUGGAUCAUCCCGAGUAUCUCAACAAUCCACUAUAUGUUGGUGGUGAUUCCUACUCAGGCAUUUUUGUUGCACCGCUUACUCGCAAAAUAUACGAUGGUAUUGAAGUUGGUGACAAGCCUCGACUGAAUAUCAAAGGAUACAUACAAGGCAAUGCUCUAACAGAUAGAUACAUCGACUCCAAUGGUAGAAUCAAAUAUGCUAAUCGUAUGGGACUUAUUUCAGAUAAGAUCUAUCAGUCCGCUAAAACAAAUUGCAAUGGGAGUUACUUUGACGUUGAUCCACAUAACAUAUUAUGUCUAAAUGAUCUUCAGAAAGUAACAAAGUGUCUCAAGAACAUACGACGGGCGCAAAUUUUAGAGCCUUACUGUGACCUUCCAUAUUUAAUGGGCAUUCUCCAAGAAACUCCUACAAAUGGCCAGUCAGUAUUUCCAAUUGCAGGACCAUGGUGUCGAGAAAAAAAUUACAUAUACUCGUAUGUUUGGGCAAAUGAUAAAGUUGUCCAGAAAGCACUAAACGUUCGUGAGGGAACGACAUUGGAGUGGGUGAGAUGCAAUGAAAGCAUGCAUUAUAGAGGUAAGGAGAGAACCGAGUCAUAUGUGUAUGAUGUCCCAAGUGCCAUUGAUGAUCAUCGCCAUCUCACCAGCAAAUCCUGUCGAGCACUAAUUUAUAGUGGUGACCAUGACAUGGUUGUUCCUCAUUUGAGCACGGAAGAAUGGAUAGACACUUUGAAACUGCCAAUUGCAGAUGAUUGGGAGCCUUGGUUUGUUGAUGCUCAAGUUGCAGGAUACAAAGUGAAGUAUUUGCAAAAUGAUUAUGAGCUGACAUAUGCAACUGUUAAGGGUGCGGGUCAUACAGCUCCUGAAUACAAGCCGGAACAAUGCCUGCCCAUGGUUGAUAGGUGGUUUUCCGGUGACCCUCUUUAAUUUCACCCUUGCAAGACAUUAAUGUACUCGUUUGUUUCUCUCGAUCACAUAAGUUGCUUCUUUGAGCAACAUCAGACAUUAAGCUUGUCUGUCAUGUAAUCUAGACAUGGAAUAUCACACGUUAGAGGUUG